AUGAGUCGUCGACUUUUUUUACGUAUCACAGACGACUUGGCCCAGUCUGAUCCGUUUUUCACACUGCGAUACGACGCUAGGGGCCAAAGGGGAUUCACUACUUUACAAAAAUGUACGUCGGCCAUUCGCCAACUGGCAUAUGGGUACGCACCCGAUGCGUUGGAGGAGUAUUUAAGGAUGUCCGAAAGAACCGCACGUGAAUGUUUGCACAGGUUUUGUGAAUGGAUCGUCAAAUUAUAUAGCAAGAAAUACCUGCGAAAACCAAACGCAAACGACGUUCAAAAAUUAUAUCAAGCACAGGAACAAAGACAUGGUUUUCCAGGAAUUCUCAAGAGCAUUGAUUGCAUGCAUUGGCUGUGGCAGAACUGCCCUACUGCUUGGCAAGAUCAGUAUACUCAGGGAGAUCAUGGUCAUCGCACUAUAAUUCCAGAGGUUGCUGCGUCACAGGAUCUCUGGAUCUGGCAUGCUUUUUUUGGUCUACCUAGUUCACUUAAUGACCUUAACAUCAUCUACCAGUCACAGAUAUUUGACGAUGUAGUGGCGGGAACAGGUCCAAACACCAGUUUUACGGUUUCGGGGGUGGAAUACAGGCGGGGUUACUACCUUGCAGAUGGAAUAUACCCAACGUACUCUACAAUCGUUAAAAUUAUUCCGCACCCGACAGACGAUAAAAGAAAGAAAUUUGCGAAGUUUCAAAAGGGUGCGAGAAAAGAUUUUGAACGGUGUUUUGGGGUUCUACAAAAAAAAUGGCAUAUCAUUGAACAUCCAGCACGUUCUGCUACACCAAAGAGAUUACGACACAUUAUGUACGCUUGUAUCUUGCUUCAUAACAUUAUCAUUGAAGACGGAGGUAGAGCGAUAUGUGAGUACGACGAAAACGCGUCUAACGGGAAUUUUGUUCCAGUUAGUUUGGAACAACAAGAUUUAAACGGAUUCUCUCUACGUAACGAAUACACACAUCAAAACCUACAAACGGACUUGGUGGAGUACAUUUGA
Helianthus annuus (common sunflower) is the source of this 996-nucleotide messenger RNA. Its product is annotated as protein ALP1-like. Lineage: Eukaryota; Viridiplantae; Streptophyta; Magnoliopsida; Asterales; Asteraceae. Bases 1 to 996 code for a protein of 331 amino acids. The transcript has a single exon. The record is from RefSeq and is a predicted model, not a curated record.